Molecule: messenger RNA, 1149 nt
Organism: Cyclocybe aegerita
Lineage: Eukaryota; Fungi; Basidiomycota; Agaricomycetes; Agaricales; Hemipholiotaceae
Source: the annotation of a GenBank genome assembly
AUGGACCCUUCAAAUCACUACGUGGACCUGGUGUACAAGCUAUGUUCCAUCCUUCAAGGACUUCCGGCAUCUAUAGAGAUCCUCCCAGGAGGUCUGGAGGAAUGGGAACAAUUCGAGCUUCCCUCGGACGCGCCCACACCCUGCGCCACAUUCCCAUUUGUCUUCGUCGAAAGAAAUCUCGGGAUCCCAAAAAAGAUUCUAUACGCUUUAUAUAUGACAGCCAUGUCGACACCAUGGCGGGCCUCGGGCUCAACCUCAGACAAAUCGACAGCCAACAAAUCAAAUGCUUCAACGCUGGUAAUCCUCCUGGUCAACCCAGCACACCAGACAGCCCUGAACCACCGCAAGCGGCUCAUACAAGAAGGACAUCUCGACGCAGAGAAGGAGCUAGCAUUGUUCGAACUUCUCUCGCGGGGCUCGCCUGAAGUCGGGAAAGCGUCCAUGAUUUGGCAUCAUCGUCGGUGGUGCUUUUGCCGCGUCUACGACGUGUUCAGGCCAACAGCCCCCGAAGCCGCUUAUCGGUCGAGAAAUACAUCUUCAAGCUCAACGGAGCAAUGUUGGCCAUGGCCCAAGUCUGAGCCUGGGAUGGAAAGCCUCCCGAAGAUACCCCCAAGCACGGCCCGGCGAGAGCUGAAGCUCAUACAGCAUACUUGCGAGACGUACCCGCGCAAUUACCAUGCCUGGGUACAUUGGCAUUUCAUCAUGAACGUUUGCUUCACUUCCUUCCUCAUUUCUCUAUCUAGAUCACAUAGCAAUUUCUCCGACGAUAAGCGGGAGGAAGUCCUUGGCACAAUCAUCGAGGAGUACGUAUGCUUGCGACACUGGGUAGAACUCCAUGUCUCCGAUUACUCUGCCAUGCACCAACUGCGCCAGUGCGAGAAGCUCGUUGACCAUCUCGUUGGUGCAGGGCAUAUUGCGGAGCAUCUUAUCAAACAGCUACCCUUGUCAGGACUCGUUGACCAAUCUUUGUCCCUCUUGGCCUCCUUCCCAGAACAUGAAUCGAUAUGGAUGUAUUUAAGGAUAUCGCUGGAUACUUCGUCUUCGGAGACGCAAUCAGCGGUGCUAGAAGACAUCACAUCCCGAUUUUCUUCGACAUACCCUGCCUAUACCCGUCAUCUCAUAUCCUGGUUCAAUAGAGCACAUAAUUAG